Messenger RNA from Amoebophrya sp. A25, 2398 nucleotides. The record is from the annotation of a GenBank genome assembly. Lineage: Eukaryota; Dinophyceae; Syndiniales; Amoebophryaceae.
AGUGACAGAAUCUUCAGGCAUUGUUGUAACAUUGCUUUUGACCACGUUUUUGAUUUUCUUGUCAGCACUGUUGGUUCGAAUGAUACUAAUCUGUUCAUUUUCUGCGAAAUUAAGACUAGUUUCUUGUCAUAAACGACCUAACAUGACUAGAACCGUGUAUCCCGUCUCUCCUCAGACAGCCAUUUGAAGCUGCCUCGUGUUAUACCUUAACCUUAUUGCAGCAACCUCCUUUUCCUCACCAAAGAAUGCCGCCACCUGACCAAAAAACCGACGGCCAAAGCGCCCCAUCCUCCUCCACCUCCGUGAAGAAGCUUGCGUUUGGUUCGUACUUUCGCGCCAACGCUCUGGGAGAAGGAAGCUACGGAUCCGUUAUGGUCGUCUACGAUGACGAUGGAAGUGAGUUUGCUGCAAAAAGAUUCGAAGAAGCCGAGGAGGGGGAUCUGGAUGCUGGAGUUGUGCGAGAGAUAAGUUUGUUGAGUUAUGGGUAGUGAAGAUAGUGCAAAAUAUUGAUCGUGCUUUCUUGUACUUGAUGCUUGUUCUAAUCUAGUUGUGCAGCAUCGAUUCUUGUUUAACCGAUGCAACUUUUUGAUGGCAGUGACAGACACCGUGCGUAGUAAAUAGAAGAAUUGAACGAGAAACUUUCUCUUUCUACUGUUCUUUCUGCAAGAAGAGCUCCUGCAUACUCUCUAAUCUGAACUCCUGAGCCAGUGCCCUCAUCCCGGCAUAGUGCCUUGCUUCGACAUCUCGCUGAUCGAAGAGGGCGGUUUGUCGAUGAUCAUGCCCAAGUACGAGUCCGAUCUGUUUCAUAUGAUCGAGAACCAGAAACUGACGAAAACCAAAGACCAGCUAAACGUUAUCUGGCGGUCUCUUGAAGCUCUGGACUUUUUACAUGCGAGAGGCGUGAUGCAUAGGGACUUGAAAAGUGAUAACAUCAUGGUCAAGUCUACUUCAAGUGAUGGUGGUGGUACUGCAGGCGGAGAUCUUCAUAUGACACCGGUUUUAAUCGAUUUCUCUUUGGGCAAAUUCUUUCGCGAUGAUCCAGUCUUCACCAAUGGAGGGGCUAACUCCAAAGAGCAAAACAAGACGGCGAAGAAGAAAGCCCAGAAAGCUGCUAAAAAGGCGCAGAAAGCAGCGAAGAAAGAUGGGAAAAGUCAAGAGGGGGCGAAACAUUCGACUGAAAUGGGAACCGUGACUUACAUCGCGCCAGAAGUCGUACGUGGGGACGAGAACUAUGACGAACGAGUUGAUGUUUGGAGUUUUGGCGUCAUUGCCUUAGAGAUCUUGACGAAGACGGUGAUGCAGGCCCAGCGGGAUAGCGAAGCCUUCGCGCAUAUAAGGGAAAUGAAGUUAAGAUGACUGAACAUUGAUGUUGUAAUCGUAGUUUUUAUUUAAGGAUAACGAUAAUUGAUCUUGAGGAUACUGUAAGUAUCUGAUAUCAGUAUCAGAUAGUGAGAAUCCUUUAUUUCUCCUGAUGAAUCUCUAGGGCGAGGAAAAUAGCGAGCUGGCUCUCUUUGUCAUGUCUAGUACUUAUAAACACUGACCCUUCUUCUAACAACAGGAAAAAUGAAGCAAGAGACGCCACUCGGGAAACUUCUGCAUGGCUGUUUACAAGAAGAUAUGGAACUAAGGUUUCAUUGUCGGGACGCACUCGCGUCCAUUGAAGAUCUCGCAAUAAAAGCUAAGAUUACACCUGCCAGCGGUUCUUCUUUUAGUCCAUCAUCUUCAAGGUCAGCUGGCGGAGAGAAAACAGCUGCGGCAGGUGGGUCUUCAACAAGUAGCACAUCAACUGCAACUCCGCAAAUAAAUACACCUACUCCUACCUCAACCAGCACCACAACCACCAGGACCCCGACCUCUUCCAUCACCGCCCCCUCCGCCACAGCCCAGUGUUCGCUGGAUGCCAGAAAUCACUGCAAGGCCUGGACCGACAUCAUCGAAUACGGUGGCAAGACGAAGGAUCAAGCGGAGGCUUACUGUGGGGAAUUAGAGGGCAGGCAUGGACUGAAAUUAUCCAAUUGGGAUUGUCUAUACUUAGUCUUGCUCGCAGCUAAAGUGUGGGAGCCAGAAGUCGUGGACAUAUGGGAAUUAGACGAGGAAUGGGAUCCAUCGUUUAAAAAGUUCGACCCUGAUAGGUUUAUAGAAAAGGAGUUGGAAUUUGGGAAGUUAUUGGACUGGUGCUUGUAUCUGAGAAGGUUUGGGAAGUAAUACAUAGUGGUAAAAGUAGGACUCCGGCGCUUGUUCUUUGGAUUUGGACGUCAAGACAUGCGCCCUGAGGCUUGACCGAUACUUUGACAUUGACUUUGACAUCGUUCAUGUUGGCUGUAAACUUGUUUGCUUUGUUGAUAUUUACUAGCAUUCUUUCAGCUAAAAGGAUUUCUUUCCGAGCUUCUCAGCUCCG